AUAAGCCUGUUGUCUUUCCUCUCUCUCCACAUCUGAUCUUCGUGCGUGGACACACACGUGCUUGCUCAUUACUUGCUGCCGUGUGAUCAUCUAGUGCCUACGUCAUCAAGACCCCAUGGCCACCACCGCAAGAUCGUCGACGGCGGACUUGCUGCUCUACCUGUCGCUGUCGACGGCGAGCAAGGUGAUCGCCAAGGCCGGCGGCGGCAGGCACCACCGGGACCGCGCAGCAGACGGGGCGUUCCGGUGCCGCACCUGCGGCCGGAGCUUCGCCACGUUCCAGGCGCUCGGCGGCCACCGGACCAGCCACAACCGCCCCCGGGUGCGCGCCGACGGCCUCGACCUCCUGCUCGGCGCGCGCCCCGGCAAGGGGGCCGCCAGCGACGUCCACCGCUGCAACACGUGCGGCAUGGUGUUCACCACCGGACAGGCGCUCGGCGGACACAUGCGCCGGCACAGGGCGGCGGUGUUCGAUGCUGUCGUCGCCGCCGUGCCGGAGACGACGACGACGACGUCGUUCCGCGAUAGCGAUGAUGACGAGGGCCACUUGCCCAUUCAAUUAAUCCAGUUCAUAUGAUGAAUUGAAAGAUCGAUCAAAUUAUGUUUGGUUUGCAUUGGUUUGGUUGCAUCGAUCAGGAAAAUUAUAUUACACAACUUGAUCAGCGCAUGCUUAUAUGCGUGUCACAAGGGUUAUUUUAUUUUGUUAUUACUGAUCGAGUAUGGUUACUGUAAUAAGAAGUACAUAGUCUAUAUUGCAUUUUUUGUUCAUAACGGACCAAGCC
Messenger RNA from Panicum hallii, 782 nucleotides. Its product is annotated as zinc finger protein ZAT11-like. The transcript has a single exon. The record is from RefSeq and is a predicted model, not a curated record. The coding region runs from base 116 to 577 and encodes 153 amino acids. Lineage: Eukaryota; Viridiplantae; Streptophyta; Magnoliopsida; Poales; Poaceae.